AUGAGGCUAGGAUACGAUCGAGACGUUGGCGAUGGCCAUCCCCGCCUCGUGCGUCGCAGGCCCCUCCGCCCCGAGUCUCGCGAUUGGUAUGGGCCUGCUGACGUCGUGGACUACCCGAUGCCCCAUCGGACACGUAUCGAGGAGAUACAAAGGCCCAGCAGACGGACGCCCAGGGGCUAUGCGAAGAGCUCCAGGAGCUUGGAUGCGUACCCGCCAACCAUGAUGCCGCCACCGCACUUGACACGGGCUUCAACAGAUGCUUAUAAGCGACGCCCUCAGCUUGCCGUCUAUGAAGCAGAAGACGAUGACGAUGAAUCCGACGAACGAUGGCCGCCCAUGAAGCCCCGGGGCCGCUAUGCCGAACGGGCCCGACCCCGCCAGCCGCUCCGAAAACCGAGAGAGCCGACCCCGGAGUCGACACCUCCAUCGGAGAGUGAAGAGAGUGAUAGCGAGGAGGAAGACGACGACGAUGACGAUGAUAGCGAUGAUAGCAAUCAAAUAGAAGUGGUGGUUGAAGAGGCGGAUGACGACGACGAUGAUGACGAUGAUGAAGAAGAGGAGGAAGAUCAUAGACCACGCCCGAAACACCGACACCAUCGACACCACCGACAAGUGAGCCGUGAAGAAUAUGUUACAUCCUCGGAUGAGAAAAGAAGACCAAGGCGGCAGAGAGUGCCCUCAUCAUCCACCUCUGACGAGAUAGAAGUAACCUAUGCUCGUCGUCAAGCCUCCUCCGAAAGAGGCUCCCCCGAUCGGAGACCUUCUCUGAGACGUGAGGUCAGCGAUAUGCCCAGGCAUAGCUUCCCGGCGAGGUACACAAGUGUAAUUGGGACCACUCGGCCGCCUGUGUCGUCCAGGAGGACAACAAAGGUUUACGAAUCACGAGAGCUAGUUCGCGAAAGUCGCCCUCGCCGGGCUGGUCCUAUUCAGGUCAUCAGGGAAUCUAGGUCGUCUUCACGACGCCCUCCGAGCCUGGUGGGCAGCAUGUUUGGAGACUCAUCCCGGAAUACAUCUCCAGACCGGCCUGCUAAACUCCGUGAUUGUAAAGGAUGCCUAGACGAAGUUCCUGUAUCGAGGUGUCCCAAACUUGACUGCGGUCACCGCAUGUGCCACAACUGCCUCAGGCGACGGUUCAAGCAGUCCAUGACAGAUCCUUCGCAGAUGCCCCCGAGCUGCUGCCACCCUGAGCCCAUUGGCCUAGAAUAUGUCGACACGCUUUUCAAUCCAGAGUUCAAGAAGAUGUGGAACAAGAAGUAUGUGGAAUACUCGAUUGGAAACCGACUUUAUUGCCCCUCCAGGCGAUGCGGAGAAUGGAUUCGCCCGGCAAAUAUCUAUACCGACCGUGACACGGGACGCAAGGCUGCCCGUUGCGACCAUUGCAACACCAAGGUCUGUGUUGCUUGCAAUGGCCGGUGGCAUUUCUCUAGCAAGUGCCCUAGGGACGACGAAACGGCGAGGUUCCUCGAUUACGCUAGAGACGAAGGACAGAGGAGAUGCCAUAAGUGUGGCGCUCAUGCUGAGAAUAGCCGAUGCGGUGCCAACUUCUGUAUUGUAUGCGGACAAAAGCCCAAGAGAUGCGAAUGUCCUUGGUUCCGUCCCGACAACCCAGAUUCUGAUCAGGUUGAUGAUACGGAUGGCCCUACCCUCGUACGCCGAGGUGAUAUCCGAGUCUUCCGCGAGGAGGCUCCAGCGCCGCCAGAGGAGAGGCGAGUCUCUCGACGAGCACGAGGAUCUACCAAGCCUCGAUCACGAAUAUAUGAUGAAGAAGCUCUCAUGCGGAAGCAACAAGAGCAACAAGAGGAUGAGUUAGCCCGUCGGUCGCAGUACUACAGCAAGGAGGAUGAGUAUGAGGCCAUGGGAGACAUCCCAGAGGAGGUUGGCGUUGAAAACCCACCACCGGGGCACUUGAUGGACAAGUACCGUGGCACCGGCCGUAGAGUAGUUGGUGCUCCGCCUUCCCCGAACCGGCCAGGGUAUGACAGGAACCCUCCUCCUGGAGAGUACUACUCCGGUAGUGACCAUAUGAGAGGGCCACCGAUGGAUAGACGACUGGCAGAUCGAUUCGCGGAACCCCGAUAUGGUCCAAUGCCCCCGAUGGAGCCCCCGGUUGGAAUGAUGCCGCCGGGCUUGAUGCCACCACCGAUCGGAAUGCCGCCUCCGAUCCGUGAGAGUGUGUACGGCGGAGGCAUGGGACCUGACCGGGUUAUCGUGGAGCGAGAUCCAAACUACGACGAUAACGACUCGUACUACAGCCACAGCUCCCGCAGCCGCAAAAGCGGGCGGCGCAGCGAAACACCCAAAUCCUCCGAGCUGGCCGGACUAAGCGGGCGCGGCACGGGCAUGGGUCGAGUAGAUGUGUGGAGGAAGUUUGUCGAACCCGGAGAUCCCGAAGGGGAUCUGACUAUUGCAGCCGCGUCAGCCUUGUUGAGAAUAAGCCCAACAAAGAGAUGCAGGAUCGGAGCAGCCCGCGACUCCUGCCCAGGCUCUCCAUGCCCGCGGUACCGCGGAUUCUCUAGGUUGUAUCGCGUGCUGUGGCUUCAGUGGUCUCCAGCGGCCCGCGUGAUCAGUCCAGGACUCCUCAUGGCCUGGAAGCCCCUAAAUCGAAAAAGAUGUCACUGGGGCCCCCGCCAUGAUCGAGGGUUCAUGUGUCGCACCGCCGUCACGAUGCUCCUCCUCCACCAGGUCGGCAGCCUCAAGACGGGCGAGGUUGUCCGCUAUACAGUGACAUAUACCCCAUCCCAGGAUCGAAUCCUACCGUCCCCCGAGAAGCUCUACCUGCGCGUGCGCAAUACUUCGGCCAUUGCCCUCCGCGCCGCCUUCGUCCACGGACCCUAUACCCUCUCCGUCGCCGCCUACCCCGCCGGCUUCAACCCCAACGAGAAGUUUGAACACCCCGAGGUCUAUGGAGUUCCCGAGUUUGAGCCUAUGGUCAAGGCUGGUGGCUCGUGGGAGUGCGAGCUGAUGGUCCCUGAGAAUAUUCGACAGAGCGCUGGUCUUGGAAGUCAUGGGGGCUUUGGCAAGGGCCCCGCUCACGACGAUGAGUGCGCCAGCUGGGUUAUUGAGGUGUCGUCGCAGGUCCUCUUCUCGACUUCGGCAGCUGUGGGCUUUGAGGUGGUGCUUGCGCGGGACUACAAGUCCCUGAACCUCAGCAGCUCAAGCCCCGUUGUUAGCGGGCAGACACAAGCGGCGCAACCAGGGAAGAUUAGCGACCACCAGCAGAGCCCAGGCUCCAAGGACGGACAUCACCCUGCGCAACAGCGCGGUAUCUUCUCUCGCGCGAUACGGGUCAAGGUGGAGGAUACGGCGAGUCUGUGGAAUACUCCUAAACUCCCAGAGUGGGAAGAUCAUAAGCAUGAACACUUGCAUGAACACUUACAGAAACUCCACAGCCAAGAGAAGCCCGCUGAGGGCGAGGUCAAGACAGGCGAACCACCUCCAACAGAAAAACCAAAGCAAAAGAAGAUUCACAUGGUGAUUCUAACACACGGCCUGCACAGCAACCUUGGCGCCGAUAUGCUCUUUAUGAAGGAGAGCAUUGACGCAGCUGUCAGGCAAGCCAAGAUCGAUGCCAAGGCGCGGCGGGCCCGGGAGCGAGCUGUCAGAGGCCGAAAUGGGGAAACAGGCGCCGAAUCAGAAUGCGCCGAUACAAAAGACAUGGACAAGACGGAGGGCGAUGAGGAUUCCGACGACGACGAAGAAGUGAUUGUGCGUGGAUACUCGGGCAACGCCACCAAGACUGAGCGCGGGAUCAAGUAUCUCGGGAAGAGGCUUGCUAGAUAUGUUCUCUCGAUGACAUUCCCAGAUCAGCCCUUCCUACCGUCAGGAAAGGGGGCGACCGACACCAUGGUCCAUACCAUCAAGGGGGACAAGGACGAGUCUGAUCUAAAACCAGCACAUAAACACAGCACAAUCCAACUCGACAAGGAGGGGGCGCACCUUCACAAGGCAGAGAGGCCUUACAAAGUCACCAGCAUCAGCUUUAUUUCACACUCCCUAGGUGGACUUGUACAAACCUACGCCAUCGCAUACAUACAGAAGCACUCACCUCAAUUCUUCGAUCUCAUCAAGCCUAUUAACUUUAUCGCCCUGGCUACACCCUUUUUAGGACUCAGCAACGAGAACCCUCUGUACGUCAAGUUUGCUCUUGACUUUGGCCUUGUGGGCAGGACGGGCAAGGACCUCGGCCUGACAUGGCGAGCGCCGACUCUCGCGCGGAGUGGAUGGGGUGCCAUCGUGGGCAACUUGGGAGAGACGGCCCAUAAGAAGGUCUAUGGAGAGUCGCAGCCCGAGUCGAAGCCCCUCUUGAGAAUUCUACCGACUGGCCCUGCUCACACGGCGCUGAAGAAGUUUCGCAAUCGGACUGUCUACUCGAAUGUGGUCAACGAUGGCAUCGUGCCCCUUCGCACGAGUUGCCUCUUGUUCUUGGACUGGCAAGGACUCGGACGAGUUGAAAAAGCUCGGCGAGAUGCUGGCUUGGUUGAGACGGUUGUUGGAUUUGGAUGGGCCGAGUUGACAGGCUCCAACCUUGCAGUCUCUCGCCAGAGGCAAUUGGCGUUGGGAGAUCGUCAAGCUGACUCGGGGUCAACGACACCUCGUGAAACUCAUGAGAACAUGCACGAGGUUCCACAACCGCCCAGCACGGCCAUGAUGGAGGAUGACAGAGCGAGUCUACGGUCUGUGCCUACACCUUUCGACGAUGCCCCGUCCGACUCGGCCGAUUCAAACGGUAGCGGACCUCUAGCAGGAUUCUUCAACUUCUUCAAGAGCAAUGAACCGCCCAAGCCUCCUACCGUAUCUCAAAAACAGAAAAAGAUCCUUCGACGAAGUCAAACGAUCAACUUUGACGAGCUCGGGGACACAUCUGCUAGCGAUUCAACCCCGAAACCAUCGAGGGUAACAUCUGGACACGAGGGCGAGGAGGGCAUGACAGCUCCGCCGAGGACGACCAUCUUUGAGUCUGCUGGGGACCUUCUCAACCCCAAGAUGCCAGAUACCGAGUACCUCAUUGACCCUUCCAAGCGGCCGCGCACCAUCUUCCAUGACCGUGUCUAUCACCCCUCUGACAUCCCUGGGCCACCACUAAAGAAACGCCCAGCGACACUGGUGAGGAGAAAGACUGGCCAGCGCUCAAACUCAUCGAGGACGGGGUCAAUAAGCAGCACCGGCUCAUCCCCUUAUACCUCGAUGAACCAUGAGGAUACGAUGCAGUCAGCUAAGGACUAUGACGACACGGCAAACACAAACCCCGACAAGGAGCCUCAGGAAAUCAUUGAUACCUCGGCCAUGCGCGUGGAGGAAAAGAUUGCCAGGGCUUACCACAGAGAUUUGUCUUGGCGAAAGGUCCUUGUCAAGGUGGAACCUGACGCGCACAACAAUGUCUUUGUGCGACGCAUGUUUGCCAAUGCAUACGGCUGGCCUGUCGUCAAGCACAUGGUUGACGCGCACUUUAGUGACUCUGCUGCGUCACGCCUCCGCGAUGAAGACGAGAGCAGUCGAGAAAGGGCACGAGACAUGAACCAGCCCCCGGAUGAGCACGGAGGUGAGAUCAAGAACAGCCGAGAUAAUCUUGCGGGCAUCACCCGGACGGCGAGCGAGAACCGGGAGGCCCUCGAUGAGGUGCCAGACUUGCCCAAGGCACCACACUCGCGAGACAGCGACGCUUCAGCGGCCCAACGACCAUCCCGACCGGAUCGAGACGACUCGACCACGACCACAUGGAGUGAGCGGGACUGGGUCGACAGCGAGUGUGAUAGUGAUCUGGACUUUGGAGGAGACGCGCGUGAUCUGCCGCCUCCAUCGCCGGUUCAGCAGGACAAGGGCAAGGAGGCGCAGAGGCGGAGCUCAAGCCCACUAUCAGCCGGGUGGAACUGGGCGGAGAAGAUUGUGGGCAAGGGGGCGACAUCACGGGCAAAGAGUCCCGUGCAUGAGAGCGGGCGGAGCUGA
Messenger RNA from Fusarium vanettenii 77-13-4, 5943 nucleotides. RefSeq lists its product as uncharacterized. NCBI's taxonomy places the organism in Eukaryota, Fungi, Ascomycota, Sordariomycetes, Hypocreales, Nectriaceae. The record is from RefSeq and is a predicted model, not a curated record. The coding region runs from base 1 to 5943 and encodes 1980 amino acids. Gene Ontology annotation, molecular function: monoacylglycerol lipase activity; zinc ion binding. The transcript has 6 exons.